UGUGCACUAGAGGUGGUCCAUAACUACAUCGUAAGAAUGUCUAAACUGAGUGUUUCCUUGCUCUUCAUUGGGCUGUCGCUGUUAGCGGUGUGCGAUGGAUCUGCAUUGUCCAGUGAGAGCUCUGAGUCGGAUGAGUACGAAGUGGUGGGAAUGCUGGGCGAAGUUCGUAAACAGUGUAAACGCAACACAGGUUCCAAUGCUGCCUUUUCGGUAGUCAUGGAAGCACUUGAAAAGUCUAUGGAUUGUGUGGCGGAUUUCGAUAACAAGAAUUUCAAGAUCGAUUACAACGAACUUACCAACGCAUCUCGUGGAACAUUCUUCGGCAAAUACUGUCCUAAGCUGCGAUCGCUCGUCUCUUGCCAAGACAGUAUGUUGGCUGCUGUUCAACCAUGUCUCAAAAAGGGUACGUUCAACAUAGUUCAAGCUGUUUAUAACAGCAUACCAGAAGCCUUGGACCUUGUGUGUAAGAACGAUGGAGAAAUCAUUAUGAAUCUGAAAGACCCGCAACGCCAUGAGUGCCUUGAGCAGAAAGCUCAGCAAAUAUCGACGUGUUUGUACACGUUUGCUGAAGGAAGGAGCGGAGACUUCGAUUUUCUUGAACUGACGCAAGAAGAAUGCAGUUCAUUUACCAACUUCAGACAGUGCUUGAAGAACCCACUGCACCCUUGUGACAUGUCGGACUUUGUAAGCAUCUUAGAUAUACCCAUGAAUGCUAUAUUGCCCGUGACGCCCUGUGUUAAUCAUACCGAGGUGCAAAACGUUAACCUACCUGAAAACAACACAAUUGUGGAGGUUUAAAGCAGAAGAUCAGGGGUGUCGUUGUAGUAAUAGAACGUCAAGUUCAAUUCGUAACAUAUCGGAUGGAAAUCCUAACCAAUCCAGUUCGACAGCACUUCGAAAGAAGAAGCAACUGAACGGCUCCUACUAUGUAUAGAAACAAGAAAUCUGAAUAAAGCAAGUUAAUUAGCAAUACAUAAACAGUA
This is a messenger RNA of Anopheles aquasalis, 983 nucleotides long. RefSeq names its product 27 kDa hemolymph protein. Lineage: Eukaryota; Metazoa; Arthropoda; Insecta; Diptera; Culicidae. The record is from RefSeq and is a predicted model, not a curated record.